Molecule: messenger RNA, 1032 nt
Organism: Volvox carteri f. nagariensis
Lineage: Eukaryota; Viridiplantae; Chlorophyta; Chlorophyceae; Chlamydomonadales; Volvocaceae
Exons: 9
Coding region: 43-1032 (329 amino acids)
Biological process (GO): lipid metabolic process
Source: RefSeq, a predicted model, not a curated record
AUCGGCAUCGGGUUCAGAUUGCCGCAGGAGGAGUUCGGGGAAAUGGAGGGCAAGCGGGCUCUGCCCGCGGGUGUGAUGAAGAAGAGCAAGGGUGAGGGAGGCAAGCCGGAGGCGGUCAACCCCGACAACUCGAAUCUGGUCACCGUGUUCAGUCAGCUGGCAGACAAGUUUUUUGAGGAGGCCAAGAUGGACUCCAAGGCCAAGUUCAAGGCCAUCUCCAGUAACAAGGUGGCGGCUGUGUUGGCGGAAUUCCCCGAUAAGAUCACGACCGGCAACCUCAAGGAGGUGGCCAAGCUGCCCGGAGUGGGCAAGGGCUCCAUCGCCAAGCACCAUUCCAGUCAUCAUCACCACAACCACCACAACCACCACCAUCCGACACUCCGUCUGAUAGCCUCCAGAAUCCGCUCCGGCAGCCGCCCCGGCGCCCGUCGUGACGGCGCCCGUCUUGGCCUGGUGGUUGAGGGCGGCGGCAUGCGCGGCUGCAUUAGCGGUGCCAUGCUCAUGGCCCUCCAUGAUCUGGGCCUUACGGAUGUAUUCGAUGCGAUCUAUCGCGAAGACCUUACUCAGGGAACUGCCUUUUUGGAUUUCAGGAAUUUAUUUUCUCGGGAGUCGUCCGCACGACCCGUCAUGAACAUCGACUUCCUGAUUGACCACGUCAUGCACACCUCCAAGCCAUUAGACUGGGACGCAGUGCUAACCUCCCCCACACCUCUCAAGAUCGUGGCCUCCUGCCUAGACUCGCUACAGCCUGUCGUACUGUCGGAUUUCGCCGACCAAGGCGAGCUGGCGGAGGCGCUCAAGGCUACUGCUGCCGUACCGCGGAUCGCCGGCCCGCCGCGGCGGCUCCGCGGUCGUACACUGGUGGACGCGGCGGUAUUCGAGCCGGUUCCCUUGCCGUCUGCUAUCCGCGACGGCUGCACCCAUGUGCUAGUGCUGUGCACUAGGCCACCGUCGACUGGGACGGGGCCCUGGUCGCGGCGGGUUCAACACACCAUCGAGGUUGGCGGGGAGCAGCUCUAUUUUCAUUUUUAG